GCCGUCGCGAAACGCGAAACAGGACGAGAGUGCGGCGACGCGCACUCCGGUGCGCGUGCACUCGCCGUCCGUCCGCGCGCUGCAAUAUGAGUCAUAUCUGUCAAAACGUCAAAACCAUGUUAGAUGCGUGGGUGUGUAUGAUCAGGGUAUUCAUUCAACUCUUCGGCGGCAGUACUGAUGCUGACGUUUUUGUGCUAAUAAAAUUCAAGAUGUUGAGAUUCGCGGAAGCGCGUCGUCGGGAAAUCUUUCAGACGUGCAGGGCGAACUCGGCCGGAGUCAAGUGUAUAGUCCGGCGACAAAGAAGAAACGGAGCAGUCGGGACAGUGGUCGGCGCGCGGCUCGCUACGCUCCUGUGGAACGGCGCCGCGGGCGCGUGCGCAAGUUCGAAAUUGGCCAAUCGGCGCGCGCGGCCGGCACCGUGGCGGUGGCAUCGUGGGGGCUCGCUCGCGCCCUCGGUAUCGCCGUGCCGGCGUUACCGCGUCCAUUUUGUCGAAGCAUACGGUCCCGGUUAG
Molecule: messenger RNA, 512 nt
Organism: Temnothorax curvispinosus
Lineage: Eukaryota; Metazoa; Arthropoda; Insecta; Hymenoptera; Formicidae
Exons: 2
Coding region: 87-512 (141 amino acids)
Source: RefSeq, a predicted model, not a curated record